AAUAUCAAUGUCAGAGAAAUUAUACGUUUUUAUAUAUGCAUAAUCUAGAAGUAAAAUCACUGCCAUAACCAUAACAUUGCAAGGUUAAUAACAUGGGGUCCGCACGUGACAUACUACACCAAAAAUCGCAGACUGCAUCUUUAACUAGGUCAAUGAGGAACAUCAAGAACUCGUGCAAUUCUAGCACCCUCACGUGGCAGAGAAUUAUUAUUGCCUACGCCUGGGUGAAAACAUUCGUGGCUAUAUGUAAAUGUCGUUAAUUAACACUUAUCCUCGACAUUGGAAUAGCGAUAUUGUCACUCGUGAUACAGUAAUCGUGCUGCUUAUGUGGUUAAAAUGUGAACGGUCCCUAUGGUUCAAAGGUACGUCGAGUUGCUGAGAUCAGCCCAGUUAUUGUUUCUCUUCAAUGGAGAUGAAACGCAACGUAGGCGGGGCCAUUUCGUUGAACUAGCUAGCUAGGUAACCUCCACAGCUAAAGUCGGGAAGGACGUGAGACCACACCAUGCAAUCUAUGGACUACACUCGUUUUCCACUAUAAUUCCGAUGAGGAUGACUAAAACGCGAAUGACUACAGCUCCCAGCCCGAGAAGCAUGGGGGACAAGAGCCAAAACUGCACAAGCGCGUCGGUGGAUCCAGUAUGGCCGGCAAAUGGAAAUACUGACUCUACAAAACAUACCGGUGAUAUCCCAUCACAUUGCGAAAACGCACUCGAAAAUGUUCCACAACUGGUAAUCACAUGUGAUGUGAGACCAUACCGAAUUGAUUUGGAGACCAUGAGGUUUAGUGGGCUCUCCGUUGGCUCCCAUCCCGACGAGGAGUCAAUUUGCUCGGACAGUGGGUUUGGAGGCUCCCCCGCAUCGCUCCUACUCAGAAAACUGUCAAAUGCUUCAUCGUCUGGGUUGUCGCCAGCCUCGUCUUUUGAAGAAUAUGAGGACGACCGCGGCUGUCCCGAUGGCUAUCCCGAUGAAGUCCCCCGGAGCGUCAUAUGGAAAAAACCCAGAAGCACAGGGACAACAUCUCCCCUCUCGGUGCCCCCCAAGAAGCCACAGCCCUGGGUUCAAGUGGUUGGACAUGCAGGGAGCUUCCAUGCUGGGGACGAUGGGAUGCUGCUGAAGCGUCACACUGAGGGAGAGCAGCAGUGCCUACAGAGGCUGAUGGAGGACUCCCUGAGAUCCUUUGUUCCAGCCUACCACGGAGUCGUGCGGCGUUCUGACCAGGACUACAACAUGAUGGACGACCUGCUGGCCCACUUCAGCUGCCCUGCCAUCAUGGACUGCAAGAUGGGCACCCGGACAUACCUGGAGGAGGAUCUGGCUAAGGCUCGGGAGCGGCCCCAGCCUCGUCGGGACAUGUAUGAGAAGAUGGUGGACGUGGACCCAGAGGCCCCAACUGCAGAAGAGCGAGCCCUGCAGGCUGUGCUGAAGACCAGAUACAUGCAGUGGAGAGAGACCCUGAGCUCCACCACUACCAUGGGCUUCCGCAUUGAAGGAAUCAAGAAAGCUGAUGGAGUGUGCAACACCAACUUCAAAAGGACCAAAAGCAGGGAUCAGGUGAUUGAAGCCCUGCAGGACUUUGUGGGAUCCGACGGCCUCGUUCUGAGCGGCUAUCUGAGACGGCUGAAGGAGCUUCGGCUGGUGUUGGAAUCAUCAGACUUCUUCAGAACACACGAGGUGGUGGGCAGCUCCCUGCUGUUUGUGCAUGACGGUACAGGGAGGACUGGAGUGUGGAUGAUUGAUUUUGGGAGGACUGUUCCCCUGCCGCCACCUCUCACCCUGGACCACCGCACCUCAUGGGUAGAGGGCAACCGAGAGGAUGGGUACCUGUGGGGGCUGGACAACCUGAUUGAUGUCCUGACUGACAUGCUACCUCUCACCUGAACUGAACCUCAAUCUGACAUAGGGACCUCAUCCCAAAACACCUCUCUCAUCUUAACCAGAACAUGUUUGUUUUCACCAGAGAGGGUUGGCAACCAAGUAGUGACAGGAAGCUCGGCUCUUUUUACUGACUCUGACCUUUUCAACUUGUUCACACAAAAAAAUUAUACAUUUUGACUAAUGCUUUGAGCAUGCAGGAUUGUCUUCCGACAACAAUCAAAUAAAACCCUUUUUGUUUUAUACCAUUUGAACUUAGUUCUAUAGUUAUAACUCUGGUAUCGAGUUAUCUGUUGCCACGAGGGAUUAGUACAAUAUUGCAUGCUACGGCCUUGCUAAACGAUUUGUUCUCAAGUUUGGGUUAAUGCAGGCCACGUAGCCUAUUGCCUCUACAAAGCUGUGAAUUUGAAAUUCAAUUAUCAAUGAAUAGCAAAUUCUCUGAAUCAUGCACUCAAUUUCUGAACUGGUAAUUUUCUUUCUAUACUUCCUUUAGCAUGAUCCAUUUUGUUACUUGCCCAUAUGAUAACUGAGUUGAGUGUCAAUGAAAGGAGCCGUUCAAAGAAAAUGAGUAAUUCACCAACUGCAGACUGCUGUUCAUGGAUUGGGCUGGGAUUCAGUGUUCAGGAUUUCGGGUGUUAUGUACUACUGUCUUUGUUUGUUAAUGAAGGCAAAGGGAUAUUAACUGGUGUGAAUAAUAGUACAUUAGUAGAACUGUACAACAGUGCAAAAAGAAAAACUGCCCUUUUAUCUUUUUCCACAUAUCCCUAUGUUCUAUUCCAAAUGUACUUAACAAGCAUCAACAAGUGUUUCUUACUGCAGUUAAGGGAGCCGUAGGACCUAAACAAGCCAUUUUGAUACUGUUCUGCUGUACAUAAUGGAGUCAGCCAAGCAGCCCUACGUGUUUGAACUCCUUCCAUGGAGGGCAGAGUGUCGCAGGUUUAUGCUCCUAUCUUGAGCUUCCCUGGUUGUCUAGGACUUGAGUGGAUACUAAUAUGAAGGAAAAGAACAACAAGAACUAGCCCCUAAUGAAUGCGUUUGACACCCCUGAUCUAUGACCUGUGUCAAUGAACACUGCCUUGGACUAUUUAGCACUUCUAUGGGAGAGUGUGUGACUUCAGAGGGAGGUGUACAACUGUAAACAGUAUGCCUUCAGGGAUAGAGCCUUUUGGGGUAUCCUGUAGGCUGGAACUAUGAUAAUGUGUUAAUCUUAAAAUGUUCUGUAUUAUCCGAUUAACAGUUCUUAAAUUGGGAAAAUCUGACAAUAUACAUUUUAGCAGCUUUAAAUGUAAAUAUUUUGUUAUUUAAGGAGUGCAAUUACACAUCUUUUUCUAUUGAUGAGACUGGUUUUUCCCUGACUUUUGCUAUACAACGAAGAUAUGAAUGGGUCUAUGUCCAAACUGUGUUUUAAGGGUAUUAUGUAAGUAGCAGUUCAUAACAUUGACAGAUUUAGCCAGGAACUUCAGAAUCAGUACAACUGACAUUUGUGCUAAGUUUUGGACCUGGCUACUCAAAUGAAAGCCAUUAAAAUAUGGACCAAUUCA
Molecule: messenger RNA, 3413 nt
Organism: Esox lucius (northern pike)
Lineage: Eukaryota; Metazoa; Chordata; Actinopteri; Esociformes; Esocidae
Gene: itpkca
Product: inositol-trisphosphate 3-kinase Ca
Exons: 7
Coding region: 544-1878 (444 amino acids)
Biological process (GO): inositol phosphate biosynthetic process
Cellular component (GO): cytoplasm; nucleus
Molecular function (GO): inositol tetrakisphosphate kinase activity; inositol-1,4,5-trisphosphate 3-kinase activity
Source: RefSeq, a predicted model, not a curated record